AGGGUAAUUUAUCUGGCUUAUUAGGAAUUUUAAUACACGUAAAUAAAAUUGUCAAUAAAAUAGGCGGAUGUGUAUUAGAAUAAUAGUAUAAUUUUGUUUUUAAUUUUCACUCUAUGAAAACUCGACAAUAAAGAAGACUGACAGCGAGGGCCACGACCAGCAUGAAGGCUGCACACAGCGCCGUGGCGACCGCCGGGCUGCUGGCGCUGAUCUGCGCCGGCGCUGCGCAGGCCGCCUACGGUCCCUCCGGGGCUGUGGGGACCAUCGACUUCAGGUACCCUGACUACAUCGUCAAGCCCCUCGUCCCCUGCCCCUCCGUGGGGGUCUUCCCCCACCCCCGUAACUGCACCUGGUAUUACAGGUGUUACGACCGUCACGGGUUGGGCUUCUUCAACCGCGCGUACUUCGAGUGCGAGGCGGGGACGGUGUUCUCCGACGCCCUGGACCAGUGCGUGCACGGCAAUCCACUGCACACCUGCACCCCUCAACCCAUCAACCCAUCCGUUCCGCCGUACCCCUCAACCCCUCCAACGCCUCCGUACACCUCAACCCCUCCAACGCCCCCGUACCACUCAACCCCUUCAGUGUCUCCUUAUCCCACACUCUCCCCAACGCCUCCCCCAGCCCCGACGUGCAGGGAGGUGGUGGAAGGGUGCGGGCAGUACGGGGUGUGUCAGAACUCCGUGGCAGUGACCCACUUCGUACAGCUGGCAGAGCUGUGUCAGGUGGCAGAGAUACGAUGCACUAACGGCACCACAACAAGGCUGUGCCCCGUGGGGUACUGGCUGAACCGUGCCCAGCAACGCUGCUACCCAGACACCUUCCUGUGCCGCAUCCCUCCCCGGGUGGGAGGCCACGAGGUGGUGUGCGAGGACCGAGUGGGCGGCUGUCGGGAGCUCACCUGUGGUGGGCUGGUCACUCGUUCCUGUGACGUGACGCAGGUGUGCUCCAAAGGCGGUACCGUCACCAGCCAGCGCCCACUCUGCCCACCUCUGCACCACUUCGACCCUCACGCCAACACCUGCGCUCCCAGCGCGGGUUGCGUGGAGACUGCGUCCUCUUCCUCCCCAUCCUCCCCGUACCCCACUGCCGCUCCUCAAUGUAGGGUGGUGGGGGAGGGCUGUGCUCCCCAGGGUGUAUGUGGGACUGCCAACCUGCAGGCGCUCGUCUGCCACGUCGCCUUCACCUGCGCCUUCCCCGGUGGGGAGGUGGGGCCUCCCCCAGCCCCGGCACCAACAGCAGUAGGUUCCACCUGCGUGGACAUUACUCCUCCACCCAGCACCUGCAGCGUGGAGAUGAGCGGGUGUCGCAUCGCCCACUUCUGCCCUUCCGGCAUCAACGCCUCGGUGGGCGUCUCCUCCUCCGAGGUGUGUCAUGGCGCCCACCGCGUCUGCGGGGGAGUGGGUGUGGGGGGAGUCUGUGACCCCAACCUGCUCUACGAGAAACUUACCGGCACCUGUCGUCACCCGUCAGAGCUAUGCACGGCGACGGUGCGACCCCCAGCGGCAGUAACGUGCGAGGACGUCAUCGAGGGCUGCCGCGACGCGCGUUACUGCGCAGGUGCGGCGCCGCCGCGGCUGCUGCGCACCUGUGAUCUCCUGACGCGGUGCUACCGCGACGGCGUCCUGACGCAAACGCUGCCCGCGUGCCCGGUGGGGGCCAAGUUUGAUGUGAUCGCCAGCCGCUGUGUCGUCCUCCCGCAGGAAUCUGAGUGUACGGACCCACAACUUUCCCCCGUGGACCCUCUACCCCCCACCUGCGGGGUCGUGGGAGAGGAGUGCCGGGAGUUGCCGGGGUGUGGGGGAGUUGACAGCGGCGCGCUGGUGUGUCGCCGCUACUUUGCCUGCGCUCCACAGCCUCGCGAGGCAACAUAUGAGGCCUCACCCGUCGCCCCCGUCAACACUGGAGCAACGCCCCCUCCCUGCUCCGAGGUGCAGGUGGAAGAGUGCAGUAAGGGGGCGCUGUGCCCCCCCUCCUUCAGCAGCACGAGCUUCGUGCCCCAGGUGGUCGUCUGCCGCCGCGCCUUCGUCACCUGCGCCGACGGCCGCCCCCCCUACCAAGUCUGCCCCCCCGGCACCAUCUACGCACCAGCUGACAAGUCCUGCGUAUCAGAGCUCAGCCUGUGCGGCCCAAUUGCGGCCCGCAACGUCUCGUCAGUGACGUGUGAGGACGUCGUAACGGGCUGCAGUGACCGUCACGUGUGCCCGUCGACACAGCGACAACAGGUAGUCACCAGACGGUGCGACGUCCGCAGACGGUGCUACAAGCACGGCGAGCUGUUCAGCGAGAACACCAUCUGUCCAGGGGGGCUAUUUGACGCCGGCAACAACCAGUGUGUUGACGGCGACCCUGGGGUGUACCCCUGCGAGUCACCUGACGUGGCGUCUCCCUCGCCCCCCCGCUGCGAGCCUGUGGCCGAGACAUGCGAGAGGCGUCAGGUGUGCGCCUCACCACUCACUGAGGCCCUCAUCUGCCGGCGCCUUUUCGCCUGUGAUGGAGGGGCUAUGUCUUCCCCAACCCCAACCCCCGUAUCCUACCCCCGAAAUGAUGAGGUUGCCGAGGCGGCUUGCAUCGACCUGGAGGGACUACCGGUGCCGGUUGCGUGCGAGGUGGCGGUCAGUGGUUGUACCAGGCGUGCCGUUUGUCCUCCAACCAUCCAGACCACCCAGUUUGUGCCGGUGUUUGAGUUGUGCCAAACAGCCGAAAACAAAUGCAACAACGGCACCAGCAAGCCCCUCUGCCCCUACAACUACCUCUACGACAAACUCAAGGGCGAGUGUCGGUCAGAGUCGGAGCUGUGCAGGGCCCCGGGACCCCGUCCCCCCGCUGAGGUUGUGUGUGAGGACAAACUGCGCCACUGCGAGGACAGCUUCGUGUGCCCCCCCGCGGGGAUCCAGAUAUUGCGACGGUGCGUCAUCAAGCACGUGUGUCGGGAGGGCGACACGGUGCUGACUGAGAAAUCUCUGUGCAAUGACGCCGACCUGUGGGACCCUUCCCUCAAUCAGUGUGUUGCUCCCUCGCCUGCAAGCGUCUCAUGCCCGGCUAAUGCCAGCUAUGAGGCAUUGCCUGCGCCGACCUGCGCCACUGAGGCGGAGGUCUGCGCCGCCAAGACCGUCUGUAACGGCGGCAACAAAACAGGGCUGCUCUGCCACCAGCUCUUCUCUUGCCAAGCCCCUACCAGCGCCUUCGUCAGGAGCCCAGUACUGCGGCAGGAAGUUGAUGAUUGCAUGGAUGCUGGCUUCCAGCCCAGCAUCCAAAUCGACGAUCCGAAAAACGGCUCGUUUUCGGUCAGUUGUAACGGCAGAGGCGAGAUUUUCGUGCCCGACGAUGCAGUGUCGAUUCUGUGCAACGAAGACCUUAUGUGUCUGCCUUCGGGCAAAUUUGUGGACACCCGCACAACGUGCUCAAAGUUCUACAAGUGUGUGUCGAUGCGCCCUGUGUUGACCAACGUGGACUCCUACUGCGCUGCCGGCCAAGUGCUACUUUACGAGACCCUUGCCUGUGUGCCGCAGAACACUGCGAACUACCGACUGUGCGGGUCCUCCAUGCCGGUCUCUGACACAGACUCCAUCCUCCCCAUUCAUGAACUACCCUCCACCCCUGCCAUAACGCCUUCCCCCCACCCUGCCGUCACCGAGUUUUUAACCCAUGAGUACAACACCACGCUAGUGUGCACCCGCGACCAAGAGAUCCCUCGUAACGAACAAGUGCUCAGGUUCAACUGUGACUUCGUCCCCCAGUGUGGACCUGGCGGCGUCUACAAGGGCGUGCGGCGUCUGUGCGACAAGUUCUACGUGUGCCGCUGGGACGGCGCAAACUUCUCUCUCGAGGAGAGCGUCUGCUCCAACAGCAACCACCGCUUCAGCUACGACACCGUCACCUGCGUCAGCCUUGAGGGCACAUGCUAGCGCACAUCCUGAACAUUGCCUACAUCAGCUUCUGCGAACAGAAGUGUGGACAGCCUCAUGGACUCGCAGAAAUCUGGACACUCUCAUGAACAAGCAGAUGUGUGGACAGCCUCGGCUUGAGCGCUCACGGACUG
Messenger RNA from Hyalella azteca, 4042 nucleotides. RefSeq lists its product as uncharacterized. The coding region runs from base 162 to 3908 and encodes 1248 amino acids. The transcript is spliced from 22 exons. Gene Ontology annotation, molecular function: chitin binding. The record is from RefSeq and is a predicted model, not a curated record. Gene Ontology annotation, cellular component: extracellular region. NCBI's taxonomy places the organism in Eukaryota, Metazoa, Arthropoda, Malacostraca, Amphipoda, Hyalellidae.